Messenger RNA from Nelumbo nucifera (sacred lotus), 3411 nucleotides. RefSeq names its product E3 ubiquitin-protein ligase MBR2-like. The record is from RefSeq and is a predicted model, not a curated record. NCBI's taxonomy places the organism in Eukaryota, Viridiplantae, Streptophyta, Magnoliopsida, Proteales, Nelumbonaceae. Gene Ontology annotation, molecular function: ubiquitin protein ligase activity.
CAGCAGCUUCCAGCUUGGCGUGAGGGAGGUAAGAGAAAGAGAAGUGGUGACUACGGCGCGCAUCGGGAGGCGGAGCGCUUUUACAUUGUCGAGCGAGAAAGGAAAGGAAGAGCGACGAGGGGUCGGGGGGUCGGCCGGAGAGAGAGAGAGGGGUGCGUUGCGUAGUGACCCUGCCUAGUGCCUAGUGCCUAGUGCCUAGUGCCGAGUCCUCCCUUUGGUUCCUUUCUCUCUCUCUUUGUAAUUUUUGUAUACACGACCUAGAUCCUAGAAAACAACUGUAAAUCAAUGUAACUCUCAUUGGUCAGCGUCCCAACACGACAACUUAACCUUACUUUCUCACUUUCUCUUUCCUUGUUUGGAGAUUAAUUAAUAUUAAAUAUCAUUUUUUAUUUGUUAAUUAAUAAAUAUUAGGCAAUUAGGAGGCAUUGCCAAUUUGCCAUUGCUAAUGCUACCUCAUCACACCUCUCUCUCCCUCUCUGAACGUAAUUUUACAUUUAUAUUCUCCAUUCUUUCUUUGUUUGGAUUAACACUUGAUUAAUUAUUUACUGUCCUUUCUCACCCUCCUCCCACCGUUCUCUCUCUCUCUUUCUUUCUAUUUCUCUUUUCCUUCUCUCUUUUCUUCCUCUAAUCUCUUUCUUCUUCCUCCUCCUCUUCCUCUAUAUCUGUUUCUUGCUGAGUUCCUUCCAUUUGUCACUGGAUUUUGGUGCGGUAUUCUUCUUUUGCACAGAGGCUCUAGAAGAGAGAGGAGGGGGGAGGACGUUUCCUCAUCUCUUUCGCGAUUCUUUUUUAUCUUUUUAUUUUUAAAUAUAAAACUACGGACCGACCCACCGAUUGACCGAUCAAGUGAUCGAUCUUUUCUUUGGAUCCUCCUUGGCUUCCGUUUCUCAGGAUUCCCAAUGCCAAGUUGCUGUUUAGCAUGAUCUUGGUUAAGGAGAUGACUGUUGACGUUCUAUUGAGGCUUUCCCUUUGGAAUAGGACAACGAUCAAGUCUCACUUAUUAGCAUUCACUUCAGUUGCUAGGGUCAUCUGAUGUGCUUGCAUGAUUUUAGGAUUGUGAAAGAAAUUCUAUACGUAAUCCAUUGCUAAUUUGAAGCCUUAUUUAAGAGAAAGAACAAAUUGCCCCUAAUGCAAGGGCAAAGGAGUACUGUGGAUUCCUUACCCGAAGCUUUUGAGUUUGACCAUGGAUCUGGUUCAAGUAAUACCAGUAUGGAUCAGCAGCAUUUUUGGAACACUAUGUUAAAUCCAGUAGAAAACCGGUUGCCUGAAUAUAUACUAUCUCCCACUGAAACAAAUACUACAUAUGGCAAUUCUUCUAAUGAUGGUCGAAGUCUGAGUGGCUGGAGUUUGGGUGAAUCUAGUUCAGGUGGUACUCAAAACCUUCGUGAUGAAACUAAGAUGGAAAAUGGGUGGUCAUUGUCUCCAAGUGCCCUUGCUGGAGGUGGGUCUACAUUGGAAGAAAGGCGAUAUGAGACAACUGGUAUUCUUUCUCUCGAAAGUGUUAAUAUAAGCCUGAACAAUAGUCAGGAUGCCGAUGCACCUUUGCUUUUGCAUAAUUCCAGAUCAGAUGAUAUCCCUCAGAAUAUAAACUUAAAUGCUGGAUAUGUAGGAAGCAGUCAUAUUGGUGGUCGAGUCAUUGAAGGUGGCGGGUGUUCUCAUAUGUUUAAAUCAGUUAGAUUAGAAAACGAGCAAACUCCAUCUUCUAGUGGUUCUACUGAUCCCUUUGUAAGUGCUUCUGCAAGUUCUGGGUAUUUGACAGAAGAGAAUGAUGGCAGACCAGGUUGUUCGUUAGACGGUCGACGUUUGUCCUGCAAAAGGAAGGCCCUUGAAAGUGCUUCUGGGCCAUCUUUAAGUGGAAGUUCAAGUUGCUUCCAGCCAGCUGAAAAUAGUGCAUGGCAUGCUGUUCCUACUCGUAAUAAUGCUACUACCAGCUUGACUAUAUCUACAGCUGGGGAGAAUCCUUCUGGUGUUAAUCAUACAGAGCAAUUGAACCCAAGAAUUGGUAUUGGUAUGCGAAUAGGAUCUGACAACCAUCCUGUUUUAAGUGCAGCUGGAAAUGCAGAAAGUUCACAGAGAAGUUUCCGUAUGAGAACCAAUCCUGCACACCAACAAGAUUCUGUACCAUCUAAUCGUUCAUCUACAGGGAGUGCCAUAAGACGCUCACAUGCUUGGUCACCUCAUCAAUCAUCUAGACAUAUUCCAUUUAGUCCUUUGGAGUCAAGGCAAACAACAUCAGCCAAUGCAACUGGACAAGGCCAGUCUAAUGUAAUGCAUAUUCCUGGGUUGCCACGGAGUGUGCACCCCCUCCCUUGGAAUGGGGGUUCCAAUUCAAGGGGUGGAAGUUCAUCAAAUCCGGCCAUUUCUGGGGAUAGAAGUACUGUAUUACGAGAAGAAGCAAAUUCAAGAAGCAUUCCAAGAAACAUUUCAGAGCAUCCUGUGUUUGUACCAGCAACUGAGAUGAGAAACUUGGCUCAAGACCCAACAACCUGGAGUUUGGCCAAUGGGAAUAUGAGCCUUCCUGGGACUGUUGCAUCUUCUUCCCGAAUUGGAUCAAGUUCAAAUUCCCAUCCUUCACCUUCUCCUGCCUGGGUCCACCAUCACAAUCAUCCCUUUCAAUAUCAACAAAGACUAUCAGAACUUGUCCGACGGUCCUUGUUUGCUUCUGCUGGAUCUGAGUCAGGGAGCCAGACUAAUAACUUACCCCCAUUGCGUUCAGGGCCUGGCUCUUCUUCACAAGAGGUAGUGCCUUCUUCUGGAGCUGCUCACCAGGGGAAUCAUCAGCCCCAUCGAAGAUCACCAUUCUGGAUGGAUAGACAAGGUGAUGGUGUUCUUGGCGUUCCCUUUUCAUUGAGGAGUUUGACUGCUGCCAGUGAAGGGAGAAGCAGACUAGUAUCUGAGCAAUUACGCAGUGUCCUGGACCUUGUACGUAGGGGUGAAGGCUUAAGAUUUGAGGAUGUUGUGAUACUAGACCAGUCGGUAUUUUACGGGGUGGCCGACUUGCAUGAUAGGCACAGAGAUAUGCGGCUUGAUGUUGAUAACAUGUCAUAUGAGGAAUUAUUGGCAUUGGAAGAGCGCAUAGGCAAUGUGAGCACUGGAUUGACUGAAGAAGCAAUUUUGAAGUGUCUGAAGCAGCGAAAAUAUUUAGCCAUUAAUAUAGGAGCUCCGUCGGAGGGCGAACCAUGCUGUAUCUGUCAGGAAGAAUAUGUUGGUGGUGAAGAUGUAGGAACGCUGGAUUGUGGUCAUGACUUCCACACAGGUUGCAUUAAACAAUGGCUAAUGCAUAAGAAUUUGUGUCCUAUUUGUAAAACAACAGCCUUGGCUACAUGAGAGAGGGAAAACACCAUUUGAUUCCCUCGUUUAUCGAAUCCAAUGAAAUCCAACACCCUGGGUGGAUAAUAUCUUGUUUUGCUCCUC